Symsagittifera roscoffensis is the source of this 5394-nucleotide messenger RNA. RefSeq lists its product as uncharacterized. The transcript has 27 exons. The record is from RefSeq and is a predicted model, not a curated record. The coding region runs from base 1 to 5172 and encodes 1723 amino acids. Lineage: Eukaryota; Metazoa; Xenacoelomorpha; Acoela; Convolutidae.
AUGAUGCUUGAUGGCAUCAGCGGACAUGUCACUAACCUGGGCAUGGGAAGGGGACCCUUUGUAUCAGUAUCUGGAACUUCAUAUAAGUCCAGCCGGCCAGAAAAGAUGUUCAUUAUUGUUCUGCUGCUGAUUUGUGCUUGGAGUGGUGUGAGAAGUGACCCCCCGGCUGAAGCUGAAGAGAUGGGAGUCUGCGGAGACAACAAUUGCUCAAAGCCUCUAGAGACACUGAAGUUUUCACCCAAGAAAGGAUCCAACUGCAACUUCUUUCUAGAUCGUUUACAGAUGAAUUCGAGUGACUUCCAAGAAGACAGUCUGCUGGACAUGAUGUUCACUAGCCCUAAGAGGAUCAUUAUGCGGAUCAACAGAUCGAACAAAGAGCAGGAGAUGAUCACUGCUUAUCCCUCUCUCAAUCAGCUGACUCAGUGUUUGAAGCCCAUCAAAAAGAAUUUCGCGUCCAGAGUCAAAAUGACUGCCAAGGAGGCUAUUGCAUUAAUCAGAGCCAGCGUAGAAAAAAAUAAUGGAAUCACGACAGGAGACGAGGCUAAACAUGAAACGAAAUCAGUUGAAAGUGUCGAGAAAGUAACAACAGAGGAAAGCAAAAACUCGGCUGGAAAAUCAAUGCAGCAAUCAAAUGAAGCUGCAAAAAGGGGAACCACGAUGGAGGGAAAAUCAGAGUCGAAUGAGGAUUAUAAAACUGUCGAGGUUAAGAAAGAGACUUCUUCAAUUUCAAGCAGAGAGGAACCAGUCAAUGUUCAAAGUCAAGAUCGACCAACGAUCGGGACAAAUUACAAGACAGAUGCUUCUACUAAUGCAGGAUUCAAUGAAGAGAUCUCAACUACUGCAGAUCGUAAGGAUGAAGUUGAAAAAGUUGCAGCUUCCAAGGAAAAUGAUCCGAUUAUCGCAGCUCCUAAAAUAGAUUUAUCUAAAACUGAAUUUCAAAAUGAAGCUGCAAUUGGCAGAGAUUUGAACUCGGAUAAGUUGAGCCCAGAAACCAAAGAGAAGCCACCGUCCACAGUUGAACCGAAAUCAGAAACUAAAGAAUUUGCGACGUCCGAAAAAGAAAUGGGAGGUGAUGAAUUGGCCCUUAACACUGAAACAGAGUUAGAUCGGAAAACAGAUAAAGAAUCCAAUGCAGAAUCAGAGCAACAAAUAUAUGCAAGUGGGAGCAAUCAGACAUUAAGUUCAGCGACCGAAACAGGCGAGAUCUCUCGUGAUCAAGUUGUAGCAACUGAUGCGGCCAUAGAAAUUGAAACUGGACUUAAAACAGAAGAAAAAGAAAGUGACAAAUCAAUUGAGGAAUCUGCUGGACAUUCAGCAAGUGGUUCCGAGGGCUCAGAAAGAAAUGAUACCAAGGAGGCUACUGAUUCAGCGAUAAUGGCGCUAGUUAAUGGCACUAAAUCAAUUACCCAAGAUCUGUUUAAACAACUCCACUCUUCGAAUAUCUCGACAUCAGACUUCGUGUUUAACUCGGGUCAGUUCUACCUGAAAGCGGCAUCAAUCGCCAAAAUACUGGCAGUCGCAGCUUCGUCUGACCAAGUAAAACCCCAUAUUGUCCAAACGCACUCAUCCAAUUCAGUAGACUCUGGAAUGCCAUUGCACGCCCGUUUGAAAGAUGGCAUUUCUGAUGAGAAAGUAGUUGAAGAAGUGAAGCCUAUUCAGACAGAAGAAGCUGUGGAAUCAUAUAAUGCAGCUCCUCAAACACCACAGGGAGAAGUAACGUCGAACGAAGCCUCAGUUACUAAUGAAGAAAAUGCAUCAAAGGAUAAUUUGGCGCUUGAUGAACCGGGCGUUGCAAAAAUUGACGAUGGGCAGUUGCAAGCUCAAACAACGCUGACGACAAACCUUCAAAAUCAUAUAGAGCCAACACCUGAAGAUGUUCAUGAAACACUGCACAAAGGAAUUGUUGAGGAUCAUUUGUCGAAGAGCGGAGUUAAACCUGAUCCUGUAAAAAUUACUGAUUUCAGCGAAGAAAAAGAAACAAGUCUUCAGGGCGAUGAUAUCCGUUCUCAUGGCCAUGGAAAUCAAUCUGACCAUGACGAGCAUUCUCACGAUCAUGAUUCCCAUUCUCCUGAUGGCGAUGAUGAUGAAAUCAAUUCCCGCAGCCACUCUCAAAGCCAUUCUCACGACCAUGAAGGCCAUUCUCACGACCAUGAAGGCCAUUCUCAAAGCCAUUCUAACAACCAUGAAGGCCAUUCUCAUGGCCACGAAGGCCACUCUCACGACCAUGAAGGCCAUUCUCACGACCAUGAAGGCCAUUCUCAAAGCCAUUCUAACAACCAUGAAGGCCAUUCUCAUGGCCAUGAAGGCCAUUCUCAAAGCCAUUCUAACAACCAUGAAGGCCAUUCUCAUGGCCACGAAGGCCACUCUCACGACCAUGAAGGCCAUUCUCACGACCAUGAAGGCCAUUCUCAAAGCCAUUCUAACAACCAUGAAGGCCAUUCUCACGACCAUGAAGGCCAUUCUCAAAGCCAUUCUAACAACCAUGAAGGCCAUUCUCAUGGCCACGAAGGCCACUCUCACGACCAUGAAGGCCAUUCUCACGACCAUGAAGGCCAUUCUCAAAGCCAUUCUAACAACCAUGAAGGCCAUUCUCAUGGCCACGAAGGCCACUCUCAAAGCCAUUCUCACGAGCAUGAAGGCCAUUCUCACGACCAUGGAAUCCAUUACCAUAAAGUCCCUUCAUUUGGUCAUGAUGAUCAUUCUCACGGCAAUGAAAAUCACGAAAGAAAUGGUUUCGAUGAGUUUUCUUGCUCGCAUGAAACGGAUGACUCGCUGCUUAAAGAAGGAAGUUGUCAGUCGGUUCCACGCUAUCUGCGACAUAUACUUCCGAAACAAGUUAUUCAUCAUGAGAAAGUGGCCAGCCACCUGGUAGAAUGCGACAAAUUGCUGUCGCGUCUUGAUUUGGAUUAUGCGUCUGUGGCAUGCAAAAAGUAUUCUGCGAGUGUGGGAUGGCUGUGUCGGGAGAAGGUGUUCCAGCUGCCACUCUGGUUCUGGACUCUCCUCCUCGUCUUCCUCGCUAUCCCCUACUGCCUCUUCUCUCUACUCAAACGGGCGUUCACCGACAAUGAUCCGCUGGCUACAAACGUGAAAGAAUUUGAAAGACGACAACUGUCUCUGUUGAGGGAAAAAGCGGACAUGAAACGCAAGAUUGAUUCAUUCGACUCCGAGAAAGAGGCUUUCGCCGAAGAGUUCGACAAACUUCGACAGGCGUUUGAGAACCUGAAGGUGCAAUACGGGAAUCUGAUGGGCGAAAAGGCAAAGUCAGACUCGGAAGUUAAAACAGCCGCCAAUCUCAUCAGACAACUGGAGGAGGACAACCAACGCAAUAUGGCCAUUGUGAGACAGAUGGAAGGAGAAUUAUUGGAGACCAAACAGCUCUAUGAGCAGGAAGUGGCCGCCAAAAAACACAAGGAAGAGGAUUUGUUCCAGCUCAGCCAGAAGUCUUCGAGCAUGUCAGAGUCGUGUGGGGUGCUGCAGGAGCAAAAUGCGAGACUCCGAAUCGACUUGGAAGCACAGCACGAACAAAUUCAGUCGCAGAGGCAACACUCAGAGGCCUUGCAAGCAACAAUUGAGCAAUUGAACGCGGAUAGAGAUGGACUGGGGAAGAAAUUGGCCUUGGUUGAGUUGGCGGCAAAGAGCAAGGACGACGUGAUAGAGAAACUGCAGGAAGACAUUAAGGUGCUAAAGCGAACCCUAGCAAGUAGUGAAGUGCAAUCUAUUCUGAGCGGAAAUAAUGGUAAUGGUAGUGGAGGAAGCAAAAGGAAGAAGUCUUCAGUAACUGCAGCGAACAAAGAGGGCAAAGAGAAAGAGGAGAAUGGAGAAGGGUGGGAUGAGUUUGAUGCCGACUUGGACACUGACAGUGGAGACGGCGAUGAUGAGAAAUCAGCGGCAGAAAAGAUCGAACAGAUAUUCAACGCCGCCAAGAUUAAGGAAGAGCUGGAGGCUCUGAAGUCAUUGCAUUCAGAGAUAGUGGCCAAACUCCAGGAACAAACGGACAAGGCAGCUGCAUGCGAAGCUCGUGCAGUGUCGGCUGAGAGUAAACAGAAUGAGAGUGAGAAACGACUGGGGAAGAAGACUAUUGAAUUCGAAGUGGUUCAGAGGUUAUGGAAAUCGACAGAGGCGGAGUUGAGAAAGGAGAUAGGAGAGAUGCAACAACAGAAGUUCCAAAUCAACCAUUUGCUGAGCACGGCCGAAACAGUCAAGCACUCGGCCACCGAGAGCUCACUGUCAUACAAACAACAGGCGGAAGAGAUGCGGGCGCUUCUGGAGACGACGGAGGCUAGAAAUAAGGAAGACAUCUCCAAACUGGAAAAGUCACUUCACACAUCAUGGAUCAACUCGCGUAAACUGGAGCAGAAACUGCAGCUGAUGCAACGAGAUAAUGACAUUCUAAGGAAAAGACUGACGCACGUGGAUGCCGACAGCGUUCCGGAUGAGGAAUCACCCGCUCCCAAAGGGUCCUCCACCUCCAGGUCAAAAGAGGGCGCUAGGAAGUCUUCGGGUAACCAAAGUUCAAGAAAGACCAGGAACAGGCGCUCCAGUUCGCCGACAUAUACCGAUGAAAACCGCGAGAGAAACGUGUCGUUUGAAGACGAGUGGAUGGGAUUCGACACUUCCAUGCCCAUGUUGCCGCCCCCUCCCCCUUUCUUGCCGAUGAUGGGCAUGCCCCCUCCUCCUCACCACCCAGGGGCCAAUGGAGGGGCGCCCCCACACAUGAUGAUGCCCCCACAUGGAAUGCCAGGGGAUCCCAUGCAUGCAUUCAAUCCAGCCAAUCACAACGGAAUGUUCGACAAUUUCAUGAUGGCAGCAUAUACGAGCCCACAGCAGCAGUACCAACAGAAUAGCAGCGGAACCAAUGGCGACAACUUGUCAGAGCCCAGCAGAGAUGUGAACACUUCACGUCCCGAUGAAUCUUCAGCGAGAUAUGCAAAUGGCGUGCGGAACCCUAGUCAACACCAGCCGGAGUCGGGAUACCAAACAGGUAUGGGCCACUAUGCCCAUGCGUACCAUCAUCACCACAUGAUGCAACACCACAAGGAACCAUGCAGCGGGAACCAACACAACGAAGCAGUCAUGAACCACUCUUUUGAUUCUACAACAGCGGACAGAGUGGACAGAAACAGUAGCAGUCAUCAUCACACCCAAAUAGAUCACCAUAACCAGUCCAUGUGAACAGUAAAACUCCUCUCGCAGGUGUGUUCCGGCGCUCGCUGCUGAUAGUUCCAACCCGGUGCCAGAAAAAAUAGUAUUGUAAAUUUUGGGAUUUUGUAGCUAAUUCUAAUUGCAUAUAUAUCAUACAUGUUAAAUAUUGACAUUUUGUGAUUGAAAUUUUAUGUCUCGCCGUCAGUUCUUGUUUCCAGGUUCCAGUAUAUUUGAAUUUAUGGUCUAACCUUG